AUGUUGACGCCUCGUGUUAUGGACGUGACGGGCUUCGAGAACAAUUCAAUGCAUACACUCUCAUCCCCGUCUAUAAUGCAGCCUAUAUUUUCCAGACCAUUGACGAUCUAUAGAGACGAACCUUUGGAACCACUUCAAAAUAUCUGCAACGGAAGAGUGAACGUUACCGGAGCGCCCAAGGAUAAGACCGUGAACGUUACCGGAGCGCCCAAGGAUAAGACCCCCCCCACUUGCACCCCACUCAGUGAACCCUCGCCCUCGAAACCGCGGGAUCAUUCGGGCCCACAAUGGAGGGCUCAACACGAAUCCCUGUCAAUAGGAAUCCGUGCUGCUUUCCCCGUGGAUGACUGUCAAGUCCCAAAGCCAAAGAGUCACAUGACGUGUCAAGAAGGGAGAGGUUACGUGACCUCGAGCAGGACGCCACCGGGUCUAUAUACAAUGUUCUGCUGGCCGGGAAUAUGUCAGCAUAACACGCCAGACGAACAGAACCACAGAUCACCCCCUUGUGCUCUUGGACCGAGCCGAUAUAUCAAGUAUAACACGGGUGUUUGUCAUACCCGAGUCACCAGCGAGAGUUAUACGUAUGUUCGUGGGAAUCUCUGUGGCUUUUGCCUUGUCAAUACUGUCGAUAGAAGGCACCGGAACCCCACGACCUGUCUCUCCCACCCUCCCCACGACCUGUCUCCACCUCCCACGACUGUCUCACCUCCCACGACCUGUCUCCACCUCCCCACGACCUGUCUCCACUCCCACGACCUGUCUCCACCUCCACGACCUGUCUCCACCUCCACCUGUCUCCACCUCCCACGACCUGUCUCACCUCCCACGACCUGUCUCCACCUCCUCACGAACCUGUCUCCACCUCCCACGACCUGUCUCCACCUCCCACGACCUGUCUCCACCUCCGACCUGUCUCCACCCCCUGACCUCACGACCCUGUCUCCACCCUCCCACGACCCUCUCCCACGACCUGUCUCCACCUCCCACGACCUGUCUCCACCUCCCACGACCUGUCCACACGACCUGUCUCCACCUCCCACGACCUGUCUCCACCUCCCACGACCUGUCUCCACCUCCCACGACCUGUCUCCACCUCCCACGACCUGUCUCCACACCUGUCCUCCACCUCCACCUGUCGUGUCUCCACCUCCCACGACCUGUCUCCACCUCCUCACGUCGAAUGGGAGAAUAAAAAAUUGCUCUCGAAAGGCUCAGCCAAAUCCACUGUCAUCUUUUGCUCUUGUUUAA
Penaeus vannamei (Pacific white shrimp) is the source of this 1248-nucleotide messenger RNA. Lineage: Eukaryota; Metazoa; Arthropoda; Malacostraca; Decapoda; Penaeidae. The record is from RefSeq and is a predicted model, not a curated record.